AUGUCUAGUGCUCUUGUGUACGAUUCGAAAUCCGCAGGUUUUUCGCCGGAAUUCGAGUUUGGUGCGUCCUAUAAUCCGAAUGUUUCUUACCAUUUCAAUAGCGACGUUUCUCAGUACCAUUAUGGUGUUAAACACCCCAUGAAGCCGUUCCGGCUCAUGCUCACAGACCACUUAGUUUCUGCAUACGGACUCCACCAAAUAAUGGAUCUGUACGAGACCAGAGCUGCCACCAGUGAAGAGCUCACCGAAUUUCAUUCAGAAGACUACGUUGAGUUUCUCAAGCGGGUGACACCAGAAAAUCUAGCCAAACUGCCGCGUGGAUCAUUGGAAAAAUUCAAUAUAGGCGAUGAUUGUCCCAUUUUCCAAGGCUUGUACAAACAUUCUGCGCUAUACGCAGGCGCUUCAUUGGACGCUACCAGAAAACUCAUAAACAAUCAAUCCGACAUUGCAAUCAACUGGUCCGGGGGCUUACACCACGCCAAAAAGAGUAGCCCGUCCGGCUUCUGUUACGUCAACGACAUCGUUCUCAGCAUCUUGAACUUGCUGCGAUAUCACCCAAGAGUCCUAUACGUAGACAUCGAUCUGCACCAUGGAGACGGAGUGCAGGAGGCUUUCUAUACUACCGACAGGGUCUUUACGGUCUCAUUUCACAAGUACAAUGGAGAAUUUUUCCCCGGCACGGGAAAAAUGGACGAAACCGGCUGUUCACGCGGUAAGCAUUUUUCGUUAAACGUUCCACUCGAAGACGGUAUUGACGACGACUCGUACAUCAAUUUGUUCAAAAGCAUCAUGGAUCCAUUGAUUACGUCGUUCAAACCCACAGUAAUAAUACAGCAAUGCGGCGCAGAUUCUUUGGGCCACGAUCGACUGGGCUGCUUCAAUUUGAACGUCAUGGCUCAUGGAGAAUGUGUGAACUUUAUCAAGUCUUUUGGCCUACCCAUGCUGGUUCUGGGUGGUGGUGGCUACACGCCGCGAAACGUCUCUAGAUUAUGGACUUACGAGACUGCUCUGCUUAACGGUGUCAGUGUUCCCGAAGCUAUACCCGAAGACAUUCCCUUCAGACAGUGGUUCGGGCCGGAUUUUUCGCUGCAUCCAGUUCUGGAUAACCUUUACGAAAACAAAAACUCAAAAAGCUAUCUCGAAAACCUUCGCAUUCGCUGCUUGGAAAACAUUCGUUUUCUUCAAGGUGCACCAAGCGUACGAAUGGAUCAGGAACUAAUACCUACUCAGGACAUCAGCGGUCUAACGCAAGAAGAGGAAGACGCAAUAAAAGAGCUCAAUGAAGAGACUGAUAGGUUUAGAUUAGAGCAAACGGAAAAAGAUAGCAUACGGAAGGGUGAACUGGUAUAA
Molecule: messenger RNA, 1350 nt
Organism: Lachancea sp. 'fantastica'
Lineage: Eukaryota; Fungi; Ascomycota; Saccharomycetes; Saccharomycetales; Saccharomycetaceae
Source: the annotation of a GenBank genome assembly